UUGCGAAAGAUCGUCCAUUUUGCCCUAAAAUUACAUAACCAAAAAUUAGGGACUGGUUUUGAGCUGAAAUGGCAGCGGCACGAAUCGGUAAAUCUUCCAUAAACUGGGCGAGCCUCGCCGAAAGGGUCCCCGAAUCCCAAAAACAUCUUUACCAACAAUUCAAGUCCAAGUCCGACUCCUACCUGAGAAAAGUCACCUCUCUGCCAGAAAACGCUCCGGCCAUCGACUGGACGACGUACAAAACACGAAUCCCCAUCAAAGGCAUGGUCGACGAUUUCCAACGUCAAUACGAAGCGCUAAAAAUCCCCUACCCGCCCAAUCCCAAGGUGGCAGAGCUGGACGCGUUGGAAAAGGAAACCGCCGCCGACAUUGAGAAAUUCAAGCAGGAAUCGUCGGCACGAAUUUCAGAGUAUAAGAAGCAACUCGCUUACAUAGCGUCGUUAAUUCCGAUCGAUCAAAUGACAAUGGAGGAUUAUAGAGAUGCGUAUCCGGAGACCGCUUUCGAUCCUAUCAACAGACCGACGUUCUGGCCGCACGAGCCUGAAGAUCAGACGACUGCUAUUGAGGAAAAAGAAGCGCAUUAGUUUUAGUAAAUUUUGCUAGUAAACGUUAAAGCUUCUAUGAGAAGAUCUAAAUUGCAAUUGUAUUAUUGAGUAAAGUAAAUGGAAAUGUAUAAUUUA
Photinus pyralis (common eastern firefly) is the source of this 680-nucleotide messenger RNA. Its product is annotated as ATP synthase subunit d, mitochondrial-like. Gene Ontology annotation, biological process: proton motive force-driven ATP synthesis. Gene Ontology annotation, molecular function: proton transmembrane transporter activity. Lineage: Eukaryota; Metazoa; Arthropoda; Insecta; Coleoptera; Lampyridae. The transcript has 3 exons. The record is from RefSeq and is a predicted model, not a curated record. The coding region runs from base 69 to 584 and encodes 171 amino acids.